AUGUUAUAUUCAUAUCUCCCUACCCGUUCGUUACCUGGAUCUCAGGGGAAAAAUCACUCACCACAGUCCAGACGACUUAUUAGUUUGUUGUCAAAUAAACUCUUAACAACAAUUAUUCUCAAAUUUAAAAUUUGUCGCGUUAAUUUUUAUUAUUUUUUAAAUGAAACCAAUCCCUUUAUAGCACCAUCUGACACGACCAGUUGUCAUAAUCUAGCACGGAACAAAAUUACACAUAUGUGCAAAACUGGUGGCAAAUGUCUGCAUGUCUACAAAUAA
This is a messenger RNA of Echinococcus granulosus, 276 nucleotides long. RefSeq lists its product as hypothetical. The transcript has a single exon. Lineage: Eukaryota; Metazoa; Platyhelminthes; Cestoda; Cyclophyllidea; Taeniidae. Bases 1 to 276 code for a protein of 91 amino acids. The record is from RefSeq and is a predicted model, not a curated record.